Molecule: messenger RNA, 1128 nt
Organism: Lytechinus variegatus (green sea urchin)
Lineage: Eukaryota; Metazoa; Echinodermata; Echinoidea; Temnopleuroida; Toxopneustidae
Product: histone H2B.2, sperm
Exons: 1
Coding region: 559-990 (143 amino acids)
Cellular component (GO): nucleosome
Molecular function (GO): structural constituent of chromatin; DNA binding; protein heterodimerization activity
Source: RefSeq, a predicted model, not a curated record
GAAGUUUGGGUUGAUGCAAGAAAAAAAAGGAUUUUCCUUUCUUCUGUUGUUCAUUUGUUUGUAAUAACAAUAGGCCUAAAAAUGAAAUGAGAAGGGGAAAUAAGUAAAUGUUAGAUAAAAGCGGUAGUUCCUGCUGAAAUUAAAAAGAAAACUGGAAAGAUGGGGUCGACGAAUGUGGUCAAAAUGUGCAUAGCAUCGUGAUAUUUAUUUGUACAGCGGUAUGUCGAUGUCGGGGGGGAGUUGUUACUAGACCGCAUGCAAAAUGCGUUUAUGCAAAUUCACCGCUCUGCUUGCACUCUCAUGCAAAUAAGGUGUUCAUUGCACAAUCUGGGCGUGGCUUGAACACGCGCACUGGACCGCUUGGCUCUCGUUUGUGUUAGGAUCCGAUGCGGUGAUUGGUCAAAAGUUCCAUUACAUUAUUGUGCGUGGUAUGAUUGGCCAGUUCACCUCCCUUGAACGGUCCCUAAUUUGCAUAACAUAUCCAAUAAAUAGGAAAUCGUUUCAAGUGACUUGCAUAGUUUUCCGAUUAACUUCAAUCGAAUUACGAACUACUGAAAGAUGCCAAGAAGUCCAUCGAAGAGUAGCCCAAGGAAGGGCAGUCCUCGUAAGGGGAGUCCUCGCAAAGGCAGCCCGAAGCGUGGUGGAAAGGGAGCAAAGCGAGCUGGAAAAGGAGGUCGCCGUAGGAACGUCGUCAAGCGUCGCCGCCGUCGACGAGAGAGCUACGGCAGCUACAUUUACAGGGUGCUGAAGCAAGUCCACCCAGACACUGGCAUCUCGAGCCGCGGAAUGUCUGUGAUGAACAGCUUCGUCAACGAUGUCUUCGAGCGGAUCGCUGGGGAGGCUUCUCGCUUGUGUCAAGCCAACCGACGUCGCACCAUCUCCAGCCGGGAGAUCCAGACUGCCGUUCGCCUACUUCUCCCAGGAGAACUGGCCAAGCAUGCUGUAUCUGAGGGAACGAAGGCUGUGACCAAAUAUACCACCUCCCGCUAAAUUUCACCAGCUUUCGUUUAGCUGGGAAAUAACCAAACGGCUCUUAUCAGAGCCACCACAUAUUCAAGAAAGAAUCAAAAGGUCAUCUCGCCCCUUAUCCAUUGUAACCUAAGAAACGAAAAUAACACUUAUUAACAG